UCAAAAAAUGUAAUAAAUUGCAGGUAUGAUUGAGGCUGGUAUUGGUCCAAGACAACUUAACAAGUUUGUUACAGCGCUAGGAAUUCCAGGAGCAACAGCCAAGACUUUAAAAAAACGGGAACGGGAGAUUCAAAAGCCGCUUUCGGAGAUUGCAAAAACGUCAUGUGUGAAUGCUCUCCAAGAGGAGAUUGAGAAAACAAGGGAGCAGUUAAAUGUAGAAACCACUGCCAUUCCAAAGUUAACGGCUAAAUACGACAUGUGUUGGCAAAAAAGGGGCUCCGGUCGUUCGUACAGUAGCCACUCAGGUGUUGGAUCUGUAAUUGGGCAAAACACUGGAAAAGUUUUAAACUUCAAAGUAUGUUCAGACCACUGUCGGAUAUGUUUAAAAGCAUCGCAAUUGGGUAAAGAACCAGAAAAUCACGAAUGCCAGAAAAAUUGGAAUAAAUCACCUAAAGCAAUGGAGGCACAUACGGGAGCUGAACUUCUAAAAACAUUAGAAGAUAUUGGGGGAACACAAGUAGGUGUGUUAGUGAUGGAUGACGAUUCUGCCACACUGUCCCAAGUGAAGGAACGAUUGGGACAUCCAGUGGAAAAAUGGAGUGAUAUAAAUCAUUCAAGGAAGUCGGUGGGAAAUUCUAUGUAUAACACAUUGCAAAAAAAACACAAAACUUUAACUACCACAGUUAUAAAGUACUUUCAAAAAUGCUUUUCCUAUGCAAUAUCACAAAACAAAAACAAAGAAAAUGCACUUAAGGAAACACUUAUCUCGAUAGUUCCACACGCUUUUGGUCAACAUGAAAAAUGUGGUAAUUGGUGUAAAGCGGACAAUGAUAACUUCAGCUUUAAAUCACUACCUGGCGGAAAAGCAUUAUCCGGUGAUGACCUUUAUAAUGAUUUGUACAUUGUAUUUGAGACCAUGUCAAACAAUGCACAUAAACUUGCACCCGGGGGAUCAACAAAAGAUGUAGAGUCUCUAAAUGGCAUAUUCGCGUCUAAAGCACCAAAGCGAAUAUGCUAUAGUGCCAGUGAAAGUUUGAAGAACAGAGUUUCUGCUACAGAAGCUCAGAAAAAUAUCGGAUACCAUUACAUUUCGGAACUUCAUUUAGAGGCUGGGUUAUCGCCCAACAAAAUUACAAAGAAACAAAGCGAGUGUCUUUCAAAGGAGCGAAAACGGCAACUGAUUUAUAACCAACAACCAGAGGUGAAAAGAAGGAAAAUUAAAACAAAUAACGAAAAAAAGACAGAAAUAGCUAAGAAAGAGAAAGUCGAAGGGACUACGUAUAAAAGUGAUGUUGGUUUUUCACUGGUCACUGAGAUAAACAAUAUACCUGGGAUUCGAUAUCGUCCAAACAUAGAAACUGUGACCAAUUUUGAUGGUAAUUUUGCUGUGUUUGACUUAGAGACCAGUUCGUUACAAGAGGACUGUGAAAUUCUACAAAUAGCCUGUAAAUUUAACGAUAAUGAAUUUAGUUGUUACAUACAACCAACCAAGCCCAUUUCAAAGAUGAGUAGCGCUGUCACUGGACUUACAAAUGAAGGGGGUGUUCUUUUUCACCAUGGUAAACCAAUACGAGCAAUCAACCGAGAAGCAGCAUUUCAAAAUUUUGUAAUAUGGCUAAGUCAAUACAAACCAGUAAUACUAAUUGGCCAUAACGCCAAGUUAUUUGACUCUAAACGUUUAAUUUCUAAUAUAAAAAAUUAUACAUGUUUUGCCGAAUUCAAGACAGUUGUUAAGGGAUUUGUCGAUACCUUGCCUUUGUUCAAAAAACAAUUUCCGGGUUUUCCAAACUAUAAGCAGACUACAGUGUAUGAACAUGUUUGUGGAGGACAGUUUGAUGCUCACAACGCAAUAGGAGAUGUUUCAGCAUUGAAUUGUAUAUUGGAAAAAUCGAGCAUUGGUAAGAAAUAA
Mytilus trossulus (common blue mussel) is the source of this 1909-nucleotide messenger RNA. RefSeq lists its product as uncharacterized. The record is from RefSeq and is a predicted model, not a curated record. Lineage: Eukaryota; Metazoa; Mollusca; Bivalvia; Mytilida; Mytilidae. Gene Ontology annotation, biological process: DNA catabolic process. Gene Ontology annotation, molecular function: nucleic acid binding; 3'-5'-DNA exonuclease activity. The transcript is spliced from 2 exons. The coding region runs from base 26 to 1909 and encodes 627 amino acids. Gene Ontology annotation, cellular component: cytoplasm.